AUGAGCCGGUUCCGGGAAGAGAGGGAUGAAGAAGAGGAAGAAGAAGAAGAAGAAGAAGAAGAAGAAGAAGAAGAAGAAGAAGAAGAUGAUGAUGAUGAUGAUGAUGAUGAUGACGAUGAUGAGAAGUGUCUGUUGGCAUUAAUAGACGUGGAAGUAAGAGGAAGCGUUGUCAAGAGAGCACCGAAGAGGGGAUGGUGGCUUCGCCGCAGCCUGAGGCCCUGGCGUGGCGGAGAGUCGGGACAGCCCGUCGGAGAGCAGGCAGCGGCAGAGACGGGGCAGGGUGAGGAGAAGACCACGCCUCGGAUAGCCGUGUCCCUCAGCUGCAGACGGGCGUUGGCGACAGCCCCGGGGCUGCGGAGGAACAUGGGGAGGUUGUAG
Messenger RNA from Paracoccidioides lutzii Pb01, 378 nucleotides. RefSeq lists its product as hypothetical. The transcript has a single exon. The record is from RefSeq and is a predicted model, not a curated record. The coding region runs from base 1 to 378 and encodes 125 amino acids.